AUGUGUGGAGUGUAUGAGAUUGGAAUGCGUGAGUGUGGACGCAAACAAUUUACCAAACAUCAUGACAGUCUGGUUCAUCUUCCUAGACCCAUUCCUAGACCACUUCCUAGACCACUUCCUAGACCACUUCCUAGACCCAUUCCUAGACCACUUCCUAGACCACUUCCUAGACCACUUCCUAGACCACUUCCAAAACCACUUCCUAGACCACUUCCUAGACCACUUCCUAGACCACCUCCUAGACCACUUCCUAGACCACUUCCUAGACCACUUCCUAGACCACUUCCUAGACCACCUCCUAGACCACUUCCUAGACCACUUCCAAAACCACUUCCAAAACCACUUCCUAGACCACUUCCUAGACCACUUCCUAGACCACUUCCUAGACCACCUCCUAGACCACUUCCUAGACCACUUCCUAGACCACUUCCAAAACCACUUCCUAGACCACUUCCUAGACCACUUCCUAGACCACUUCCUAGACCACCUCCUAGACCACUUCCUAGACCACUUCCUAGACCACUUCCUAGACCACCUCCUAGACCACUUCCUAGACUACUUCCUAGACCACUUCCUAGACCACUUCCUAGACCACUUCCUAGACCACCUCCUAGACCACUUCCUAGACCACUUCCAAAACUACUUCCUAGACCACUUCCUAGACCACUUCCUAGACCACUUCCUAGACCACCUCCUAGACCACUUCCUAGACCACUUCCUAGACCACUUCCAAAACCACUUCCUAGACCACUUCCUAGACCCAUUCCUAGACCACUUCUUAGACCACAGUCUAGACCACUUCCUAGACCACUUCCAAAACCACUUCCUAGACCACUUCCUAGACCACUUCCAAAACCACUUCCUAGACCACUUCCUAGACCACUUCCUAGACCACCUCCUGGACCACUUCCUAGACCACUUCCAAAACCACUUCCUAGACCCAUUCCUAGACCACUUCCAAAACCACUUCCUAGACCCAUUCCUAGACCACUUCCUAGACCACAGUCUAGACCACUUCCUAGACCACUUCCUAGACCCAUUCCUAGACCACUUCCUAGACCACUUCCUAGACCACUUCCUAGACCACUUCCAAAACCACUUCCUAGACCACUUCCUAGACCACAGUCUAGACCACUUCGAAAACCACUUCCUAGACCACUUCCUAGACCACAGUCUAGACCACUUCCUAGACCACAGUCUAGACCACUUCCUAGACCACUUCCUAGACCACAGUCUAGACCACUUCCUAGACCACAGUCUAGACCACUUCCUAGACCCAUUCCUAGACCACUUCCUAGACCACAGUCUAGACCACUUCCUAGACCACAGUCUAGACCACUUCCAAAACCACUUCCUAGACCACUUCCUAGACCACUUCCAAAACCACUUCCUAGACCCAUUCCUAGACCACAGUCUAGACCACUUCCUAGACCACAGUCUAGACCACUUCCUAGACCACAGUCUAGACCACUUCCUAGACCCAUUCCUAGACCACUUCUUAGACCACAGUCUAGACCACUUCCUAGACCACAGUCUAGACCACUUCCUAGACCACAGUCUAGACCACUUCCUAGACCCAUUCCUAGACCACUUCUUAGACCACAGUCUAGACCACUUCCUAGACAACUUCCUAGACCACUCACCUUUUUAUUAGAGACUCAUCCAUGGCGGAAAAAGUAUAAACAACUUACUUCUUAG
Messenger RNA from Biomphalaria glabrata, 1698 nucleotides. RefSeq names its product basic proline-rich protein-like. NCBI's taxonomy places the organism in Eukaryota, Metazoa, Mollusca, Gastropoda, Planorbidae. Bases 1 to 1698 code for a protein of 565 amino acids. The record is from RefSeq and is a predicted model, not a curated record. The transcript has 2 exons.